UCUGAAGCUUCGCCUCCCCGCCCCGGGCUCUUGCUGAGGGCUCGGCCGCGAGCGAGCGAACCAUCGAAGGAGCAAAGAGACCGGGCGAAGCUCGGAGCCCAGUGGCCGGGGCGAGCGAGUGAGGGCCGGCGGGGGCGACGCGAGACGGCCGGGCACGCGCCGCUCAGCCUGCUGUCUGCGGCCCGGGCCGCGCGUUGCGCCAGGCAGGACACUGCUACUGCUGGAGGUGCCUGACAGGAAGCAACCUGCCUGCUUCCUUGAGCCUGGGUCAUCUGGCCACUUCAGCCCCUUGGGAUCUUCUGGAACCCUCAGGUGUAGCUCCACUUUGCUGCAACCAUGGGGUCCGAGGACCACAGCGCCCAGAACCCCAGCUGUAAGAUCAUGACUUUCCGCCCCACCAUGGAUGAAUUCAGGGACUUCAACAGAUAUGUGGCGUACAUUGAGUCGCAGGGUGCCCACCGUGCUGGCCUGGCCAAGAUCAUUCCACCCAAGGAGUGGAAGCCACGGCAGACGUAUGAUGACAUCGACGAUGUGGUCAUCCCAGCGCCUAUUCAGCAGGUGGUGACGGGCCAGUCGGGGCUUUUCACACAGUACAACAUCCAGAAGAAGGCCAUGACUGUGGGGGAGUACCGCCGCCUAGCCAAUAGUGAAAAGUACUGUACCCCACGCCAUCAGGACUUCGAUGACUUGGAGCGCAAGUACUGGAAGAACCUGACCUUUGUCUCACCCAUCUAUGGAGCUGACAUCAGUGGCUCCCUGUACGACGAUGACGUGGCGCAGUGGAACAUCGGCAAUCUGAGGACCAUCCUAGACAUGGUGGAGCGCGAAUGCGGGACCAUCAUUGAGGGCGUGAAUACACCCUACUUGUACUUUGGCAUGUGGAAGACCACGUUUGCCUGGCACACAGAGGACAUGGACCUCUACAGCAUCAACUACCUGCACUUCGGCGAGCCUAAGUCCUGGUACGCCAUACCACCGGAGCACGGCAAGCGCCUGGAGCGCCUGGCCAUAGGCUUCUUCCCUGGGAGCUCACAGGGCUGUGAUGCCUUCCUAAGGCACAAGAUGACACUCAUCUCGCCCAUCAUCCUGAAGAAGUACGGCAUCCCCUUCAGCCGGAUUACACAGGAAGCUGGGGAGUUCAUGAUCACGUUCCCCUAUGGUUACCAUGCGGGCUUCAACCAUGGCUUUAACUGCGCUGAGUCCACUAACUUCGCCACACUGCGCUGGAUCGACUAUGGCAAAGUGGCCACACAGUGUACAUGUCGAAAGGACAUGGUCAAGAUCUCCAUGGACGUGUUUGUACGCAUCCUGCAGCCCGAACGCUAUGAGCAAUGGAAGCAAGGCCGUGACCUCACAGUGCUGGACCACACGAGGCCCACAGCCCUGAGCAGUCCUGAGCUCAGCUCCUGGAGUGCCUCGCGCACCUCCAUCAAGGCCAAGCUCCUGCGCAGACAAAUUAGUGUGAAGGAGAGCAGACCCUGGAGAAAGGCUGAGGAGGAGAGGAGGCGGGAGCCGACCAGGAGGCCAGGGCCGGCGUCACACCGGAGACGGAGCCAGCCCAAGAAGUCAAAACCUGAAGAGUCCAGGUCUCCAGGGGAAGCCACGGCUGGGGUAUCUACUCUGGAUGAGGCCAGGGGCUGCUCCCGAGGAGAGGCCAUGCCUGAGGACGAGGAGGAGGAGGAGCUGCUACCUUCACAGGGCCAUGAGGCCGAGGGUGUGGAAGAGGAUGGCAGAGGCAAGCCUCGGCCUACUAAGGCCAGAAAUAAGAAGAAGACUCCCAGCCCGUCGUCACCCCCGUUGCUGUCUGCCCCACCAGCCCUAUUCCCCACCGAGGAGGUCCUGAGGCCACCACCCCAACCCAAGUCUCCAGGGCCAGCUAUGGGCCCCAUGGCUGCAGAGGGGGGUCCUCCACCAACACCCCUCAAUGUCGUGCCUCCUGGGGCGCCAGUUGAGGAAGCAGAGGUGCGGCCACGGCCCAUUAUCCCAAUGCUGUACGUGUUGCCCCGCACCAGCAGCACCGAUGGGGACAGGGAGCACUCUGCCCACGCACAGUUGGCACCCAUGGAGCUGGGGCCAGAAGAGGAAAACCAGGCCCAGGCUGGUGACUCACAGGGAACAACCCCUUUCUCUAAGCUGAAGGUGGAGAUCAAAAAGAGCCGGCGUCACCCCUUGGGUCGGCCACCCACUCGAUCCCCGCUGUCUGUGGUCAAGCAGGAGGCCUCAAGUGAUGAAGAAGCCUUCCUGUUCUCAGGAGAGGAUGAUGUCACUGAUCCUGAGGCCUUGAGAUCGCUGCUGUCCCUGCAGUGGAAGAACAAGGCGGCCAGCUUCCAAGCCGAGAGGAAGUUCAAUGCGGCAGCCGCCCUCAGUGAGCCCUACUGUGCCAUCUGUACCCUCUUCUACCCCUACAGCCAGGUGAGCUGCCUCAGUGGCCUCCCCACAUUGAUGGCACCCACUGUCACCUGUCCCACUCAGCCCCAGUGCAGCCUGGCCUACUGUGGCCCUGCGCUGAGUGCUGUGACUCUGCAGUCAGUACAGACAGAGCGGGACAGUGCUGUCCAGCCGCCCUCCAAAAGUGGCCAGAGGACACGGCCACUGAUCCCUGAGAUGUGCUUCACUUCAAGUGGGGAGAACACAGAGCCGCUGCCUGCUAACUCCUACGUCGGUGAGGACGGCACCAGUCCACUCAUCUCCUGUGCCCACUGCUGCCUGCAGGUCCAUGCCAGUUGCUAUGGUGUCCGGCCUGAGUUGGCCAAAGAGGGCUGGACAUGUUCCCGGUGUGCGGCCCACGCUUGGACUGCGGAAUGCUGUUUGUGCAACCUGCGGGGGGGAGCGCUACAGAGGACCACAGAGCACAGGUGGAUUCACGUGAUCUGCGCCAUUGCAGUCCCUGAGGUACGAUUCCUCAAUGUGAUUGAACGCAACCCAGUGGACGUCAGUGCCAUCCCUGAGCAGCGAUGGAAACUGAAAUGCAUUUACUGCCGCAAGCGUAUGAAGAGAGUGUCGGGUGCCUGCAUCCAGUGCUCCUAUGAGCACUGCUCCACAUCCUUCCAUGUGACCUGUGCGCAUGCUGCUGGUGUCCUCAUGGAACCCGAUGACUGGCCCUAUGUGGUGUCCAUCACCUGCCUCAAGCACCGGGCCAGCGGAGCAGGGGGCCAGCUCCUGCGCACAGUGUCCCUGGGCCAGAUCGUCAUCACCAAGAACCGCAAUGGGCUCUACUAUCGCUGCCGGGUCAUUGGCACCACUGCGCAGACAUUCUACGAGGUCAACUUUGACGAUGGCUCCUACAGUGACAACCUGUACCCAGAGAGCAUCACGAGCAGAGACUGCCUACGGCUAGGGCCACCUCCUGAGGGCGAGCUGGUGGAGCUUCGGUGGACAGACGGUAAUCUGUACAGAGCCAGGUUUAUCUCCAUGGCCACCAGCCUCAUCUACCAGGUAGAGUUUGAGGAUGGGUCUCAGCUGACUGUGAAGCGUGGGGACAUCUUCACACUGGAAGAGGAGCUGCCCAAGAGGGUGCGUUCCCGGCUGUCACUGAGCACUGGCACACCACAGGAGCCCAGCUUCUCUGGAGACGAUGUGAAGGCUGCCAAGCGCCCACGGGUGGCCUCAGUGCUGGCCACCACCACUGAGGACACAGGGCGUAGCCCAGAAUACCUGUCCUUCAUGGAGAGCCUGCUGCAGGCACAGGGCCGGCCUGGAGCACCCUUCUAGAUCCUGCCCACUCCUGUCCCACUGUAGGUAACUGGUAACAGGACCAGCAGGAUCCAACUUGGCCAGACUCAGGGAGUGGGGCCAGCACCCCUGGACUACAGUGACUCCAUGGGGCCUGGCCUGGCUCUGCUCUUCUCCUAAAGGUGCUAAGGGGCAUCCUAGAGCCUCCUGUGACAGAUGCUAGCCAAGGACACUGGGGCACAGCCCCAACCUGUUUUCUAGAUUUGUGGCUUUAAAAACUGACAGCAGGCACAUUCUUUUUCCUCUAAACCAGGAUGUGAGGAGAUAAAAGUUUCAUCUGUGUUUGACACCUGCAGAUGUUUGUCUACUGAUCAGGUCGAAAGGCACUUUUGUAUCCCUGGAAGGGACAGCAGUCCAGUGUGCAGUGACCUGUGUGAUGGCCGCUUGUGAUUCCUCAUGCUUCCUGCUCUGGGAGGUGGGCCUGCAGGAGUGGCCCCUGCCAUGCCCCCACCAUGUCCCUGCUCUGUGCAGAGUCUGCUUCACUCUGCCUCUGCUGCCUGGGGUCCCAUGAGCCUUCACACUUGGACCAGGGCCUCUGUGUGGCUGAGGGCAGGAGAAAGCAGGUGACACCUUCACUUGAAGCCCUGGUCAAGUGACACAGGACGCAGACUUCACAGGCCCAGUCUGCACUAUCCGCCACCGCCCACGGGUUGGCUAUGGGCUCUGUCUCUUUAGAAGCUAUGGCCACCCUAGGGCAUCAGGCCCAGGAUAGACAGCUGAUCUUAAAUGACAAAGGACUGGACUGAGGGCCCUGGGCCUGUGGACCAGCUGGAAACUUAGGGACUGGGCCUCUGCUGAGUGCCCGAUGGCGGCCGUGCCCAUGUGUACUUGGAAAUUCUAUUUAUAUUGUAAAGAGAAUAAAAAAGGACCUAACCUUGGGCCUGGAGGGAGAGGCCAGACCACAGGAGUCUCAGGCUGUGCCCCUUGUGGGCUCUGCAGUGGCUGCAGGUGGCCCCACACAUGCCCCACACAGAGAGGUCCGGGUUUUUGUGCAAAAGCAAAACCAUGCCCUCCUCCUCUCCCCACCCCAGAUGAAGGACUUCAUAUUUUUGCCUCAUUCUCUGGCCUCCAGUUCAGUAUCAAUUAAAGCCCGUGAGCUGAGCGCUUCCUAUUCCCACCUGGUCAUGGCUGUGUCUUCAUUUCUGGCCAGGACAAGAUCGGCUCCGGAUGGGGUGUCCUUGGCAGGCAUGAUGGGUGCAGUGUGUCCUGGUCUGGAUGUAGGGGCUGCCAAGGAGGUGGGAUACCAUCCCCAAGACUUUUAGUCUCACCCCAGUGGCAUGGAGCUGAGGCAGCAUGUCUCCCCUGGAUGUCUGUGUUCUCUGACUCUCUGCUUGUCAGCUGCCCAGCCUCGGCCUACUUCUACACUAGGUGGGGCCACAGAUGAGCAGAGGCCCUGGGGUUGGGCAGAUCAUGGCCUGGUGCAGUAGAGGGAGGACUGGAGGAAGGGAAGCCCUGCCCUGCCUGAUGGGCCAAAGGGAAGACUUGGGUUUUCCCUGGAGGAGGGAGGAGAGUGGAAGCUACAGAAGGCUAUGGGCAGAAGAGGGAGGAGCCUACCAGGUACUUACAGCAGGAGGUCAGUGGCAGGCCCCUGGGUGGCGCAGGGGCCUUUUUUUCUAUUCCUCUUUCUGUUCCCUCAUAAGAUGAUGGGACAGGCCAGGCGUGGUGGUGCAUGCCUUUAAUCCCAGCACUGGGGAGGCAGAGGCAGGCGGAUUUCUGAGUUCGAGGCCAGCCUGGUCUACAAAGUGAGUUCCUUGACAGCCAGAGCUAUAAAGAGAAACCCUGUCUCGAAAAACCAAAAAAAAAAAAAAAGUUGGGACAGAUGUUUCCUCUAGGAAGGGAAGGGAAGGCGGCCCUGCCAGAGGCAUGGCCAGGACCCUGUGGGAGUGGAGCACUGUGCUAGGAAGGGGCAUUGAACUAGCUCUGAACCUGCCUGGCACAUCCUGCCAAGCUCACAUAUGCAGCCUGCAGCCCUGGGCCACAUCCAGCGGUGGACCUGUUUAUCAAUAAAGUUUUACUUGCA
This is a messenger RNA of Mus musculus (house mouse), 5752 nucleotides long. RefSeq names its product lysine (K)-specific demethylase 4B (gene Kdm4b). Gene Ontology annotation, molecular function: histone H3K9 demethylase activity; oxidoreductase activity; histone H3K9me2/H3K9me3 demethylase activity. Gene Ontology annotation, cellular component: pericentric heterochromatin; nucleoplasm; nucleus. NCBI's taxonomy places the organism in Eukaryota, Metazoa, Chordata, Mammalia, Rodentia, Muridae. The coding region runs from base 337 to 3711 and encodes 1124 amino acids. The transcript is spliced from 23 exons. The record is from RefSeq and is a predicted model, not a curated record.